Aspergillus japonicus CBS 114.51 is the source of this 546-nucleotide messenger RNA. RefSeq lists its product as uncharacterized. The record is from RefSeq and is a predicted model, not a curated record. The coding region runs from base 1 to 546 and encodes 181 amino acids. NCBI's taxonomy places the organism in Eukaryota, Fungi, Ascomycota, Eurotiomycetes, Eurotiales, Aspergillaceae. The transcript is spliced from 4 exons.
AUGGGACUACACAAACAAGCCUGUUUCAUCACGGGCUGUUCGAGCGGCUUCGGAGAGCAAUUCGUGCGGCAGCUCCGUGCUCUAGGCGACAAUGUUGUCGCAACCGAUACGGGAGCUACCAUACUCGACCUCGAUGUGACAGCCCCUCAGACGGAUCUCAACGCUAAGUUCCAGCAGGCGAUCGACAUAUAUGGAGGAGUGGAUGUGUUGCCUGGAGCUGCUGCGUAUUGCGCGAGCAAGUUUGCCCUCGAAGGCGCCGUUGAGAGUCUCGCCAAGGAACUUGCCUGGCUCGCCCCCGGAAUCAAGCCCCUCAUCAUCGAAGCAGGAAUCUUCAGCACCAAAGUCAUGAACAAUAUCAACCACGUUCCCCACCGCAUCGAGUUCUGGCGACCGCUGAACGAGGCCUGUCGCAUCCGUGGAGCGGGCAGCUACCGUAACGAGCCGGGGAAUGCAGUCGAGCUGGUCGCCAAGGUCAUUCAGGUUGCUAAGGGGAUCGGAGUCGCGGAAGGAAAGGAUGUCCCAUUGCGGAUGCCCUUGGGGAAGUGA